GCGGCCAGUGCGAGCCCGCGCGUGAUCGACGCUCCGCGACAACGACGUCUCGGCAAUCUUUACUAAACAGACGAACCGGUUGGAUCACUUCUCUUACUUAAUCCUUACAUAAACUGGUGCCAAAAAUAUUUAGUUUCUCUAAAAUAUGACCUAAAUAUAUCCUAAAGUGUACGUGUUUAGACAUCAGUGUCGGUGAAGGGACAUUUAGGUCCAGCGGCUGUGUAAGUUGUACGCUCGCUCAGUUUACGGUAUAAUUUAAACUUUCGAAACUUAGUAUUUUUCCGUUGCAACGAAAAUGGAUUUGCAAUAUGAAGAAAAUGGUACGCCGUUCGUGAUGUGGGGAGAUAGUAAGAUCCAACUGGAGAAUUGGCCGAUCAUGGAAAAGUUUUACACAGAAAAGGCAGAGACCGAAUUACGAGAGACUCCCGAAGUAGUUGCGAAAGCUUUACGAGAAUUAAGAGAACUAUUAAAAGGUGAAAAAAACCUUAACAUUCCUAUUGACAAUGAUGACUUUCUGAUGAAAUUCCUCAGACCCUGCAAAUUUUAUGCAGAUAGUGCUCUAAAGAAGAUACAAGCUUUCUACAAAUUCCGCCACGCGCAUGAAACCUACUGCCAUGACCUGAUGCCGUCGGUGGUGCGAGCCGCCUUCGACCACUCCAUCAUAUCCAUCCUGGCGCCGCGCGACCAGCAUGGUCGGCGUAUCAUGUUCGUCGAGUCCGGCAAGGGCUGGGACCCUCGCGCGGUGCCUCUAUCCGAAGUAUUCCGCGGCGUGCAGUUGGGCCUGGAGGCGGCCAUGACGGAGCCUCGCACGCAGGUCUCCGGUGUCAUCGUCAUCAUGGACAUGCAGGGGCUGGCCCUUAGCCACGUGCUGCAGUUCACGCCCUCCUUUGCCAAGAUGGUCGUCGAGUGGGUGCAGGAAUGCACCCCGAUCCGGCUUAAAGCGGUACACAUCGUGUAUCAGCCGUACGUGUUCAACAUGGUGUUCGCGCUGUUCAAGCCAUUCCUGCGCGAGAAGCUGCGCUCGCGCAUAUACUUCCAUGGCAACAACAUGAACUCGCUCAAGGCACACGUGGACGGCAAAGCGCUGCGUCCGCGCCACGGCGGUUCGUUGCCCGAGUUGGAGGUUACUGGAGAACUGCUGUGGAAAAUGCUAUCACAUUACGAGGACGGUUUUAAAGCGGCUAAUUCCUACGGUUACGUAAAGAACAAUGAAAAUCACAAAUAA
Molecule: messenger RNA, 1225 nt
Organism: Cydia strobilella
Lineage: Eukaryota; Metazoa; Arthropoda; Insecta; Lepidoptera; Tortricidae
Product: alpha-tocopherol transfer protein-like
Exons: 7
Coding region: 296-1225 (309 amino acids)
Cellular component (GO): membrane
Molecular function (GO): phosphatidylinositol bisphosphate binding
Source: RefSeq, a predicted model, not a curated record